Molecule: messenger RNA, 459 nt
Organism: Serpula lacrymans var. lacrymans S7.9
Lineage: Eukaryota; Fungi; Basidiomycota; Agaricomycetes; Boletales; Serpulaceae
Exons: 1
Source: RefSeq, a predicted model, not a curated record
AACCAAUCCACCACCUCUACUCGUGUUCAGUGUGAUUUCUGUGGUUUACUUGGUCAUACCCAAGACAAAUGCCACAGAUACAUUGCUAGUCGCCAACAGGCAGUGGAGGGUGCUAAGAAUCGCUACAAGCGUGGCAAUAAGGCUCAGGCAGGCUCCAGCAACUCUCAGAAUACCUCUCAGCAGCCCAAAUCUUCGCCCAACAAUGCCAAUUCAUCCACUGUGGUCACUGAAUCAGCUGGGAAUGCAAGUCUUCGUUCCAUUCAUCCCUCUGAUCCUCAUUGCCCUCUCCAACUUGAUGCUGACAUUGAUUGGAAUGCAGACACAGGCGCCACUUCUCAUAUGACACCUCAUCGUCAUUGGAUGCACCACUAUACCCCAUAUCGUGUGCCAAUCAAGCUGGCUGAUCACACUGUUGUCUAUUCAGCUGGUGUUAGUACUGUGGUGUUUAAUCCUGUGAUG